This is a messenger RNA of Lytechinus pictus (painted urchin), 2668 nucleotides long. RefSeq lists its product as uncharacterized. The record is from RefSeq and is a predicted model, not a curated record. The transcript is spliced from 11 exons. NCBI's taxonomy places the organism in Eukaryota, Metazoa, Echinodermata, Echinoidea, Temnopleuroida, Toxopneustidae. Bases 73 to 888 code for a protein of 271 amino acids.
UUUGGUGGUGCGAAGAGGAAGAUAUCUAGAAGCAGAAAUUUUGUGUAGUGACACCUGGAUUAGCAACCGAAAAUGCCGGAAGGAUCAGAACAAGAACUAGAAAAUAUGAUACAAGUAGAUAAGGAGAUGAUGCUUUUUGCGUUACAAUCCACGCUAGAAAAUGCAGAAGAUGAGACCAUCAGGAAAGAAGAAUAUCACUUUAAGUUGGUGACUUAUACAGGUUUUGAACAACAGUAUGGGUGUUUGACUGAUGUCACGUUGACACCGGAUCUCACUGAGAUGGCGAUGGGAAAGUUAACAGCAUGUUUUGAAGCUGUAGAAGAGGGAUUGAUGACCGAAGAUGACUAUUUUUUCGAGCUCAUAUCACCUUUCUUCUUUUACACCUCAGGAAAAUACAAUCAAACAGACCAACUUCUGACGACAAUGUCAGCUUUGUCAAAGAUAUCCAACUUUCAGGACGAAGAAAAUGUGGAAGAAAACAUUUUUAUUGCAUUUCCGGUGUUGAGUGGACCUUGCGAUCUCGAGACAUCAUUGAUCAAGGAAAGGUCUACUUCCAAAGAUCCGAUCUACCAAAAGACGAGAAUCCGUGAUAAAAAAAUCGAUUUCACUUCAAAAGAGAUGAUACAAGUCGAACUGAAUCAGCUUCACCACGUCUUUGGGAAGCGCUCAGUUGGCGGAAAUACGAUAUACAUUUGGAUGGUCUGUAUGCUAUUGUAUAUCCGGAUUUUUUUUACCAAAGUACUCAAGAAAAACAGAUCCAUUCGCAGCCAAAUACUACAGUCUUCAGCUGGAAGGGAAAGAUAUGCCAUUUUACGUGGAUGGAGAUUUUUUCUCGGAUGGGCUGAUGUCAACAGAUCAGGUCGAAAGAUUCAACGUGGAAUUUGUUGAAAAUGAUCAAGAAAUGUCAAUAGAAAUUAAUAUUGCGCAGGUUUCCGUUGAAGACCAGGGGACAUACAUUGCUAUACUCAUUGUCAAGGGGGAUACGACGGAGUCUCAUGUCAUGAAAAGAGCUGUCAUGAUAGUAAUUCCGCCAGGCCCAGCGAUCUGUUUCUUAAUGCCAAGUGAAAUUUAUCCUGAUAGACAUGAGAUACACUGUCACUCUGAACGUGGAAGUGGCAACUCGACACUCACUUGCUUUCAGGAAAAGGACAAGAUACCAUAUUUUCAGAUUGGGAAAGAUCAGAGUGAUUCGCAGGUGGUUUACAGACGGCGAUUCUGGAUCCUGAAUAUAAAUGUCACAGUGUAUUGUUGUUCUCAUGAUAUUAAAGAAAUUGAGAAUAUUAAGCAAAAGUCAUGUAACCAAUUCAUAUUCCCCCCAGGACCGGAACCAGAACCAGAGAUCAGUACAACCUUUAAGCCUUACACACCGACUGAAAUUGCACCAAUUACAAAACCUUUUUACAUGGAAGAAAAUAACAAUCCUUCCUCUGAAGUUUAUUCUAUUUCUGGAAGUGAUCGAAAUAUUGACAAGUCCUCUUUAAUCAUAUCUCUAAUGUUUUCAAUCAUUUACCUUAUCAUGUAGUAAUUUCUAUUCAUAACUUACUGUAAGUUUCUUGCUAAGACACUAAAUUUCAUUUCUAGAGAUUGAACAGAAUUUCUCUUCGUUUCAAUCACAGGUGUAAAUUGAAUAAAAGUAUAAAUCAAACAUAAUUACACAUCAAGAACAGAUCAAAUUAUAAGAAUUGUACAAUAGCAUAUUUUUAUGAUCACAAAAGCUUCUACAGAACAAUGUCACCUCACCUGAGGGAACUUACUUAUCUGAAGCAGAGCUCAGCCCCAUGUUUGUAGAAGAUUUUCCUGCGAUUCGGUAUUUAUAAUUAAUUAUGUUUUCAUUUAUGGAAAAGAGAAAAAACAGUAUAGUUUUAUAUUCUACAUUAGUGUUGUUUCUAUCUCAAGUGAUCAAGGGGCAAUAUUCCGUUGCUAACAUAUCAAAUUUAGAAGCAAAUACCAUUUUUCUGAGAGUUCAAAAACCCUCAUUCUUGUUCUUAAAAACGGUGUGCUUCUGAGAGUUUAGGGAAACUGAUCUGAAAAUCACGGUUUCAAUUCACAGCAAAAACUGUGGUGUUAACCGGUGUACAUAGAGGACCACACCAGUUAUUUUACACCGGUGUUAAAUUGGUGGUGUUAGAUUUACACCUGUAGGUGUUAUGACAACACCUAUGGUUGUUACAUUUACACUCUUUGGUGUUAUGUUCAAUCUCUAGGGUGUUAUUUUAACACCUCAGGGUGUGGUCCUCUAUUAACACCAAUUGGUGUCAGUUUUAACACCACAGUUUUACAGUGAAACAUGGCGUAUGCAAUAUUUUUUCCUAACAUUAGAAACUAGUUCAACCUGGCCUUAUUAUAGAAUAACUCAUGUAAAUGGAGUGGCGUGUAUGGGUAACAUAUACUUAUUCAUGUAUUUUGUAUAGCUGAAAUCAUGUGUAAAAGAAAAUACGGAUACUUUUAUUUUCAAGGAAAGUGGUCCCUUUGCAUAUCCGAUUGGCGAUUCCUUGCCUUGUCUCACGGGACAUUUUUAAAAUAUCUUAGAUCUUUUUUAUAUUAAAUUAAAAGAUUAAUUUCCUGAUUGAUGGUGAUCCUCAAAAAAGUACCAGAAGGAGAACAAGAACCAAGACUUGACUGGAAUACUCAUGCCAAAAUAGUACCGUGCUGUACUGAACACGAACAU